UAACAGUGCAGCAGGAGCUCAGAGGAAGUGUGUGAGUCUGAAUCACUGUGUGUGGAAGCACCGUCAUUCACAGAAGAAGCAGUGAGUGAAUACGAGUCAGUUAUCAUGUUUAUUUUGGCUCACUGACGGAGCAUGUUAGCACCAUUUACCAGACUAUGCAGCUGAAAACAAGCGCGGUAGGCCCCACACCAUCCUGCGGCUUUCCUACUGUGAGUGAACCGAAAAGAGCGUCUUAGUUUGGCGUGAAGUCCUGCUUUGUACCGCUGGACGCCGGUGCGCCGUAGUAACCGCUUGAGUGCAAGAGCGACAUCUGGCGUAAAAAGUCAUCAUGACAGGGGUGUGUGGUUGUUGUGGAGCGCUGAGGCCGCGCUACAAGAGACUGGUGGACAACAUCUUCCCUGAAGACCCAGAGGAUGGGUUGGUAAAGGCCAACAUGGAGAAGCUGACUUUUUAUGCCCUGUCAGCUCCAGAGAAAUUGGAUCGGAUUGGAGCGUACCUGUCUGAGAGACUGUCUCGUGAUGUAGCUAGACACCGUUAUGGGUAUGUGUGUAUUGCGAUGGAAGCCCUCGACCAGCUGCUAAUGGCCUGCCACUGUCAGAGUAUCAACCUGUUCGUGGAGAGUUUCCUGAAGAUGGUGCGGAAACUCCUGGAGGCAGACAAACCCAACCUGCAAAUCCUGGGAACAAACUCGUUUGUGAAGUUUGCUAACAUCGAGGAGGACACCCCCUCGUAUCAUCGCAGCUACGAUUUCUUUGUGUCACGGUUUAGUGAGAUGUGCCAUUCCAACUAUGAGGACCCCGACAUCCGCACCAAAAUCCGAAUGGCUGGCAUCAAAGGUCUACAGGGAGUAGUGAGGAAGACCGUAAACGAUGAGUUGCAGGCAAACAUCUGGGACCCUCAGCACAUGGACAAGAUCGUCCCCUCACUGCUCUUCAAUCUGCAGUCUGGUGAAGGCACAGAGAGUCGCUCUCCCUCCCCGCUGCAGGCCAGUGAGAAGGAGAGAGAAAGCCCAGCCGAGCUGACGGAGCGCUGCUUUCGGGAACUGCUGGGCCGUGCCGCCUAUGGCAACAUCAAGAACGCAGUCACCCCUGUGCUUAUGCAUCUUGAUAAUCACUCGCUGUGGGAAGGCAAAACAUUUGCAGUGCGCUGCUUUAAGAUCAUCAUGUACUCCAUUCAGUCCCAGCAUUCUCAUCUGGUCAUCCAGCAGCUCUUGGGCCAUUUGGAUGCCAACAGUAAGAGUUCAGCCACAGUGCGUGCUGGGAUAGUGGAGGUCCUUCUGGAGGCGGCUGCCAUCGCUGCCAGUGGCUCUGUUGGCCCCACAGUGUUGGAGGUUUUCAACACGCUGCUCCGGCAUCUGAGGCUCAGUGUGGACUAUGAGCUCACAGGAUCCUACGACUGCACUAACAUUGGCACCAAAAUCAUCAAGGAGCAUGAGGAGAGACAGCUACAGGAAGCUGUCAUCAGGACUAUCGGCUCAUUUGCAAACACAUUACCCACAUACCAGCGUUCUGAGGUGAUGCUCUUCAUCAUGGGAAAGAUCCCCAUUCCAGGCAUGCAUUUCACGCUGCCCUCUACAGGCUCAGGGCCUGAGGGCAACCGAAUGAUCCAAGUCAUGCUGUUGAAGUCCUUGAGACAGGUCACAUGUGGUUUCCGGACGACCAACAUGCUGACAGCUCUUCCCAACUCCUUUCUGGACCCUCUACUCUCAUUUGCUCUGCUGGAAGAUGCAGAAAUUCGACUGUUGGUGCUGGAAAUACUGGUCAGCCUUAUCGAUCGCCAUGACAACCUCCCCAAGUUCUCUACCAUCAGUAUCAUCUCAGAUAUCUCUGUGCUUAAACUCAAAGUGGACAAGUGCUCACGUCAAGACAACCUCUUCAUGAAAAAGCAUGCCCAGCACCUGUAUAGACACAUCUACCUGUGCAGUAAGGAACAGAGCAGCGUGCAGCCUCACUUUGAGAAGCUCUACUCACUCCUGGCCCUCAUCAGCAUGGAGCUGGCCAACGAAGAGGUGGUGGUGGACCUGAUCCGUGUGGCGCUCGCUCUACAGGACUUGGCUCUGAGCAGUGAGGAGGCGUUACCGGUGUAUAACCGCUGUGCCGUUCACGCUCUGUCCUCUGCUUACCUCAAUCUCAUCAGUCAGCUCACCACAGUGCCAGCGUUCUGCCAGCACGUUCAUGAGGUGAUUGAAAUGAGACAAAAAGAAAGUACUUACCUGUUACCUGAGGAUGUCUUCAUUGAAAACCCAAAGAUUCCUAAGACACUGGAGAAGCUGGAAGGAGAGCUGUUGUUCCAACAGGCCAAGAUAACUGAGGUUCUUGGAGGAAGCGGCUACAACACUGAGCGACUAGCUACACCUUAUGUCCCACAGUUCACAGAUGAGGACCGGCUGUCAAAAAGAAAGAGCAUUGGAGAAACAAUAUCUCUGCAGGUGGAGGUAGAGUCCAGAAACAGUCCAGAGAAAGAGGAGAGAACACCAGCUGAAGAAAUCACAUUUGAAACCCUAAAAAACGCCAUCGUGGAUAGCGUAGGCGUAGAGGAACAGGAGAAGGAACGCAGGAGGCAGGUUGUUGAGAAGUUCCAGAAGGCCCCCUUUGAGGAAAUAGCUGCCCACUGUGGUGCCAGAGCUACGAUGCUGCAGAGCAAACUUAAUCAAAUCUUUGAAAUCACGAUCAGGCCUCCUCCGAGUCCAUCUGGAACCAUCACAUCAAGUUACGGCCAAACCCAGAGUCGCUCUGUCCCCGUUUAUGAGAUGAAGUUCCCAGACUUGUGCGUUUACUAGUGCAGCUCAACUCAGGAUUCAGGAACCUUCAGUAGCAGCCAGUGGUGCAGAGAGCUGGAGGGUUUUAAGUAUUAAAUUAUAUUUUGAUGUUUUUAAUACAGUAAUACUAAGAGGUCAGCCCUCCUUUAUACUAUAAACCUCAUCGCUGUAUUGUCCCCUGUUCCCUGUCUACAAGGUGACUGUAGACAGUUCACAAUUGAACUACUACUGAAAGGAUUUUCCCUAUUGACAAAUAUUUUCCACAUAUUCUUUCAUACGCUGCAUUUCCAUAAUAAAAUCAGCUAACAUAAAUAUGUAUUUGCAGCAAACACCCAAAUGGACAGAGGUGUAAGACCUGAGCAUACCUGGGUCAUAUUCCACCUUUAAAAUCAAAAGAAAGAAAUAAUAUAUUUUUAAUAAACAAAAGGUUUUUUUUUACAUUGUGACAUUAUUUUCAUGACAGUCGAACACAUUUAAUGUGAAAAUAAAAAUAGUUCAAUUGUAAAUUAUUUACACAUUAGGAAUUUUCAUGUCUUUAUUUAUGCUUAUUGUAAUGCUGAUUUCACUUAAAAAUUAUGGCAUUAGUUAAUAAAACUACAGUAAUUGCACAUUUUUACAUUACAAAUGACAAAAUUAAAUUUGUAUUAAAUAAAAAAAAUAAAAAACGUAUUACAAUAUUAAGACUUUGAAGAUAGUUUUGAAUUGUCAUAAAAAUAAUGUGAUAAUGUCAAAAAAUGGUCAUUAAUUUGACCGUAUUUCUGUUAGAUUUCUGUUAGAUUCAACUGUAUUCUUUUUAAAGUGUAGUUUCAUAGUUCUAUAUUGAGAAAAAGGGGAAACUGUCAUCUUUUGACAAAUCAAACAAUUUACCUUUCUACCUAAGUGCAAUCAGUAUCAAUGAGGCUCAUUUGUUGCACAAAAUGUCUCUCAAAUGAUUUUUACUUGGUGCUAAUUUCUGUUCCUAGUAGUUUGAGUCUUUAGUAAAUGAACUUUUUAUUGGUAGUUUAUGCUUAUCACAGCAAUCUGUGUUCUGUAGAUAUCUGGCAUUCAGAUCGCUGGAGGUGAUGUCUGUCUUCUGCUUGUGUUUACAUGCUAAGUGUGUUAAGGAUCUCUAUUGCUGAAGGAACUGUUUAAUUAGCACUUUUUUAUUUAUCUAACCAUACUCAUUUGCUUAGCGUCUGUAGCCUGCUACAUUGUGCUUAGUCUUGUGGCAUCAGACUAUUUUUUUUAUUAUUUUUAUUUUGUAAGCACAAGCAUCAUUUUUUAUUGUGUGUAUAUAAGGUUGCGGACAAGAUCUAUAAGAUCUAUAAAUAUAUGUAAAUAAUUGUUUAUUUGUUUUAGAUUGCUCUGGUUUAACUCAGUGCGUAUGUGUGUGCAUUUCCCCAUGAAGAACUAAGCAGCAUGUCUCCAUUUUAAAAGAGUUUGCAAAACUCAUAAUGGCAGAUUUGUUUUUGUGAUUGACUGCUAGCUUCAGGGUUCAGAGACAAAUGAAGAAAAAACAGUCCAUCAGGAACGGCAGCAUUGCCAUGCAUCACAAUCCUGGUCACAAUCCCCCAGCUGUGUCGUUUGAAUUACACGAUGCUCUACAAUAUUCCAGAUCAUGCAGAGACUGUUAUUUCAGUGCUGAUCUGUGUGUCUAAAUACAGUAGAAUAUUUAAAGGAUAAUAUACAGCCGGGGGUUUAUUUUGAAGUUUUGACCAUCUGUCUGUACGUUAUCCUGCUUAGUACACGGCUGCUUACCAAAUCAGUAAAUAUAUGCACUGUAAAAAAAAAAAGUUGAGCCAACUUAAAAUUUGAAGGCAACCAGCUUCAGCAGAUUUUUGAGUUUUCUCAACUACCGUUUUAAGUUUAUACAACAAAAAUUUGAGAAUCUCCCACAAAAAUAAACUCAAAAAUCAGCUGAAGCUGGUUGCCUUAAAAUUUUAAGUUGGCUCAACUAUUCUUUUCUUUUUUACAGUGUGGACAUAACACUUUAAUCUUAUUUGUUGAUUAGCUUACUUAGCGAAAUAGUCCAUUAUAACAUAGAAAACAGUCUGCAUAUAGCAACAAGACAAGCAGUGCAACAAUAUUAAUUUCUAUAUUAUUUUUAAUCUGCAAUCCAAGUUUUUUUUUUUUUUUUUCGGAUUAGUUAGCUAACAUAUUUAACAAGUCUUCCACUAUUUUAAUUUCUGUCUCAACGAGUUCAUUGUUCUUUAAGUUUUUUAAUUUAUUUUCUUGCUUAAACUGGAGGCUCCUGAGCUACCUUCUAUGGAAUGUUUAAAAAUGUUUAAAAAAAAAAGCUUGUCAUGGUCACAUAGACAGUUUUAGUCCAUUAUGCAAAAUUGCACCAAUUGGCCAAUAGUCAAGAACCUAUUAAUAAAUUAAGAAUAAUACUUAUAUUUUUCAUCAUUUGUUGAAAUACUUCAAGCCUUUUUUUUUUUUUUUUGGCUUUUGUAUUGAGGUGGUGUAAAUGGUGAGAUUUAUUUGUUCAUGUUCGGCUAACAGACAUUUAUGUUGUAUGCAUUUGGUCCCAUUUUUUGUGUGGAAUGUUUUUGUAUGGCUGUGGAUUUUUACAGUGCCAUGAACUGAACUGCUGUGCUUUAACUAGAAGAUUCAUGCAACUAUUAUUUGUCAUCAGUUGGUGGCUGCAUACAGUAUGUGUUUUAAGUGCUACUUUACAUGUUUUUUAAGACCAUAUAACAGGAGGCCAAGUAUGACAGCAGAUUAAAUAUUAAUUUGUAUUAUACAGAUAGAGCAUAGAUAUUAUAGUGCUCCAACACAAAUUACCAGACACCUAAGCAGUAAAUGCUAUAAUGCCUGUAGUCAGUAGUGUCUUUAUCACAGAAGUAGUAGACAGUUGCUGUUCUCAGUAUUAUUAGUAUUAAAUGCAUUUGCUCUUUAAAUAUAAUUAUUCCCUUGAAAUGAAUCUGAAGUAUAGCUCUUGCCCCGAUAAUAUGACUGAUAUAAAUGCUCAGUAGUUCUGUAAAUGCAUCUCACAUUUCUUCAGCAUUGUAGUUUAGUAAUGAAUUUAAUAUUUGCGAGAAUUAAGUUAAUUAAUUUCUGGGCUGUGACAUGUCAAAGUUAGUCAUUAAUUAUAAUCUCUCUGCAUUUCAAGUGUCAUUUCUGGUGUAGCUGGAGUCUUGAAAUGGAGAGCUAUAUUCAUGUGUAGCAUUGAUGAAAUAUCAGUACCAGUGUCUCCAUUUCUUUAACGUUCUGUCUGGAUGAAAGUUUUCCCCAUGAUUUGUUUGUGGUUAAACUGCAAAUAGACAAUAAAACAUUUUCGAUACAACGCAGUGUGCACAUUUGACAUU
Molecule: messenger RNA, 6045 nt
Organism: Onychostoma macrolepis
Lineage: Eukaryota; Metazoa; Chordata; Actinopteri; Cypriniformes; Cyprinidae
Gene: efr3bb
Product: EFR3 homolog Bb (S. cerevisiae)
Exons: 24
Coding region: 329-2779 (816 amino acids)
Biological process (GO): protein localization to plasma membrane
Cellular component (GO): plasma membrane
Source: RefSeq, a predicted model, not a curated record